AUGUAUCCGGAUAAUCUCAUUUUCGAGGACGUCAACAUGGACCGAUUGGCGCUCUCGUACGAGUCCGAGCAGCGCUUGGAGGACCUUCUCCGUGAUGAUCUGCAGCUUCCAUCGGCACAGACGCAGUUCUUUCGCGGUCGGAGAAGUAAGAAGAAGGUAGAGAAGGCGUACGAUGGACUGACGGCAAUGGGGUUUUCGAUGGACCAAAUUGAAGCCGCGCUCGCGCACUCCCAUGACUUGACAGGAGCGGUGCAAUACUUGUGUCUGUACAACUCGAACGGUGAUCUACCCUCGGCCUUUCGUUCGUAUGUGUACAAGCCUUCCGCGCGACAAACAAGUGGGCUCCCGGCACAGCUGACUCUUAUCCCUGCACCGUCUUCAGGUUGUUCCCCACACGGCACCCGCGAUCGCGCGAUUGCACCUCCAGUUCCUGUUCCAUCACCUUCGAUAAAGUUGUCCACCAUCGAGGCAGACAACGCAAAGGCGUGGACGCUGCAGUACUUGAACUCGUUGGACGAAGAUGUACUGAGCCCAGAUGCAACACGGCAACAGCUCGAACUGGACUUGGCGCAUGCUACGACUGAGCUUAAAGGGUUGAAGAAGUCUCGGAAGCAUGAGGCGGGGCACUGGAACGCCGAAAUCGCGCGGAUUAAAGCAGAGCUAGCUGCAUUGUCAGUUCAGGGAAUCCCACACGAGGUUCCAGCAACCGCACCCACCUGCGAAAUCCACGAAGCCGCUCCGUCACCUGCCGCGUUCGACAGUGAAGAGAACGACGAUGGAAUGGACAUGUUUUCGAUGUUGGAGGCCGCUGCGCCACCUCCACCCGCUCCUACGCCUGCCGUACCGCCUCCGAUUCAUGUGGAGAGUGCGGUCAAAUGGACGGGAAAGACUCCACGCGUUCAGCUACAAGAAUAUUGUCAGAAACAAAAGUGGACCCCGCCCCACUACACCAAUUCUGGACCUUCGUCGUCUUCAAGGCACCGCUUCGAUGUCCACGUCAAGCGCCGCGGCAACCUCCCAACCUUGUCCUUCCAUCUCGAGCACGAUGGAGAUGCCUACACAUCUCCUGACGCGGCGAAAGAUGCCGUGGCGACACGAGCUCUGUACGGCCUCGUGCCGCAUCUCCCGCUCUACCGCGGAUUCCCUCCCCAUUUCAGAGAUAUGUGGCUCGAAUGGUUGCGGCGAGUGGAGGCUGCAAAGGAUGAGACCAAGUCGACGGCCACCAAGUCCAAGGACUCGGUCAUCGACAGCCUCUUUCAGUUAGCGCAAGACACCUUCCACGGCGACGCACAAGCACCGAUGAGUGUUGAAUGCCCUGCGCCAGCCACUUGUCGUCCAUCAUCGGGUGACAACAUGGUUGUGGCCGACUCGUGGGACAGCGACGAUGACGACAAUGGAGAGGUGCAUGGAGAGUCCGUCAAUGGUACUACACAAAACAGCACAGUGAGCGAAGGGGAAGUUGUUUGUGGUCAACGAGUGGACCUCUUUGAGGCCGUGCGAAGGACGAAGGAGUACCAGGCCAUGGUGAGCGGUCGCCAGGCCCUGCCGAUUGCUGCCUUUCAGCGCGAGAUACUGGAGCAGUCUCGACAGAGUCGGGUCGUGCUCAUUUCGGGCGAAACGGGGUCGGGCAAGAGUACGCAGGUCCCGCACUACCUCCUGGAAGACAUGUUGUCGAGUGCAACCAUCCACGAUGACGAAGACAUCAUUUUGUGCACCCAACCGCGGCGACUGGCCGCCAUUGGCGUCGCAGAGCGCGUGGCUGACGAGAUGGGCCAGGAAGUGGGGAAGGGCCUUGUCGGGUACCACAUUCGACUGGACGCAAAGAAAGGCCGGGGGUGCCGCCUCGUGUUUUGCACGACGGGCAUUCUGCUCCGAAUGAUGCAGACAAACCCAACUCUCACCGGCGUCAAGUACGUCGUCGUCGAUGAGAUCCACGAGCGAGAUGUCCAGAGCGACAUCCUCCUUGGCCUCCUGUGCCGCGUCCUGCGCAAGACGCUGCAUCUCCGUGUCGUCCUCAUGAGCGCAACCCUCCACGCAGCACAGUUUCAAUCGUAUUUUACCCACCACGCGCGGCUGGUCACGGUGCCAGGCCGGCUCUUCCCUGUCGAUACACUAUUCCUCGAAGACGCGAUCGAGCGCACCCAGCACGUGGUGUUGGAUGGCUCGCGAUGCUGCACACCCAAACACGCCGCCGCCGAGAACAGAUACACGCUGCACAUGUCGGGGCGCGACGGUCGCGUAUCGACCCAGGUGCUGACGUGGAGCAGCGCAGACGUCCACCGUCGCGGGCCGCUGCACAACGUGGGCGAUGGCAAGUACAGCACCCACACGCUCGCCAUGAUGGCGAAAGUCGACCCGUCUGUGAUAAACUUUGACUUGAUCGAAGAGCUCGUGGAGCACGUGAUCACGGCGACGACCAAAGACCACGGCGCGAUCUUGAUCUUUCUCAGUGGCCGCGCGGAAAUACGAACACUCGUCGACCAGCUGGAAGCGAAUCGCCACCUCGCGUCGACCUGUGUUUUCCUUCCACUCCACGCGUCGCUGUCGACGGCCGACCAGCGCCGCGUGUUUCAACGGCCACCGCCCUCCAUGACCAAGGUGAUCGUGGCCACCAACAUCGCCGAGACGUCCGUCACCAUCGACGACGUGUCGGUCGUGAUCGACGCCGGCCGAGUCAAGCAGAUGCGCCACGACACCAAGACCCAAACGUCCUUCCUGACUGAAGUUUGGAUCGCCCAGGCCAACGCAAUGCAACGAUCUGGACGCGCGGGCCGGGUCCAAGCCGGCACGUGCUUUCGCUUGUACCCCCGUGACCUGUACGAGCACGAGAUGUUGCCGCAGCCGAUCGCAGAGAUUCACCGCGCACCGCUCACGAGCCUCACGCUGCAGCUCCACGAACUGCUCCGCGACGAGUCGGUGGGGCAGUUUUGGCCAGAGCUCUUGGAGCCGCCACCCGAACAAGCUGUUCGCGACGCUACAUUGGAAUUGAUUCAGCUAGGGGCAUUGGAUUAUGAUGGCGACGGCGCUGUCCCUGAAGAAGACAUGGCUGGCUCCCCCAGCAAGUUGAAGCUCACGGCACUUGGCCACCACUUGGCCAAGCUCCCACUCGAUGUCCGCGUCGGCAAGAUGCUGUUGUACGCGUCCAUCUUUCACGUGUCGAGGCCCGCUGCCAUCGUUGCGGCCAUCCUAGAGUCCAAGAGUCCAUUCGUCGCUCCCCAUGGCCAGGAAAAAGCGAUGGACGCCGCGCGGCGACAGUUUGCGACGUUCAACAGCGACCUCCUCACGGAUCUCUCGGCGUUUCUCGCGUGGGAGGCGUGUGGGAAAGACCGCGACCGAGCAUUUUGCACCAAACAUUUCCUCAAUCGCGUCGCGCUCGUCGAGAUUGAUCAACUUGCGGCGUCGUUUGAGCGGUUGCUGGUGGACCUGGGAUUUAUUGCACCCGACUCCAGUCGAAAGCGCCAUGAAUCGGCGGUGGACAUGGUGGUCCUGGCCGCGGUCGUGGCGGCAGGAAUGUAUCCGAGUGUGGUCUUUAUCGAUUCGUCCACAUUAUCGAAUCGAACGUUCUGGGACCACCGCAAACAGGUCUACCUCCACCCUUCAUCCAUCAAUCACGGCCCAACAGUGGCGUUUGCGACGACUUACCUCGGCUACUACCUCAAGCUAGUCACGUCGUCCAAGGUGUAUGUGCCCGUGUCGAGCGGUGUGACGCCGCUGGCGCUGGCGCUGUUUGGUGGACGGUUCGACUUCAGUUGGUCCGAGCCGCCCGACUCGUUCGAGACUUCGCACGCAACAAUCGACAAGUGGAUUGACCUGCCAUGCGCUGGCCGCACCGCCAUGCUCGUGGUGGAACUGCGCCGUCGGUUGAACGACCUCCUGCAGCGCAAGCUCGCCGCCCCAUCUACAAUGGAGCCACACGACCAAGCUCUCGUGCAAACCGUGUCGCUGCUGUGGCGGCAAGAGCGCGCAAGCUGUAGCCCCGUCCGGCCUUCCCACUAA
Molecule: messenger RNA, 3996 nt
Organism: Aphanomyces invadans
Lineage: Eukaryota; Oomycota; Saprolegniomycetes; Saprolegniales; Verrucalvaceae
Exons: 7
Coding region: 1-3996 (1331 amino acids)
Cellular component (GO): intracellular anatomical structure
Molecular function (GO): RNA binding; ATP binding
Source: RefSeq, a predicted model, not a curated record